UCGAUCUUUCCAAGCCUUGCAUCGAUCUGAUUACAGAAACUACACAUAACCAUCCAGAGCGGAGAGAGGGUGCUGUGGGGGUGUGACGGUGGCGUGCGCGUCGGCGGCACGCACAAGUAAACUCCCCCAGGAUUUAUCAAUGGCGGAAGAACAUGAUACGUACCAGGGAAUCAUGGAUUCUUACGGUGAUUUCUUGUUGGGUCCAAGUAGGUACCCUGGGUUUCAACAAGUUACGCGUCAGACAAUUCACCUGGCGGAUGCACCGCCAUGUGUGGAGUCCUCAGAUUCAAUUCGGUGUGCGGAAGGAAUGGUGGUUGCUGGGCAGGAAGCUGUUGAUCCAUACAUGCCAACACAGAUUUCUGAUGAUUCUGUGCAAAAUUUAUUGGGUCAUCAUGUCGCCCGUGAACAACCUGCCUGUGGUUCGUUCACUGAGAUGCCGCAAGAUUCUUUUUAUCCAAGAUAUGAACAUAUCUUACAUGAACCUAUGGGCUCUGAGAACAAAACAUUCAUGAUAACUGGCAGGGAUGGGCGUGGUUCUUACCCUGAGGAACCAGAUGAUGGUCAAUGCAAUGAUCAGGAUCCAGCUUUGUCUGAUGAUGAUGCUUGUGUUAGUGAAGAUGAAAAUGCAGAAACAUAUCAUGUCUCCGUUGACUCUGAAAAUUUGUCAACAGCCAUAGAUAAAACAGCACAAACUGGUAAUGGACAAACUCACAGAUUUGAUAAACAGGCACAUGCAGAACACACAAUUGAAGUUGAGCAACUGAGCAAAGAAGAUAUUGAAAAUUACCUGCAAAAUGAAACACUGAUAUCAUCUCAGUCGUGCAGCCAGGAAAUCAGAGCUCAGCAUGUCCCGCGCAUUGAUAUGUCUUUCUGCAGCCAUGUAGAGGCUUUCGCUUUCUACAACACCUAUGCCAGCAUUGUUGGUUUCUCUGCAAAAAUAGCAGGCAACUAUCAUCGUAGAGGUACAGCUGCUGAUGCAGUGACAAGAUAUACAUAUAGAUGCAACAGGGCAGGGAAAGUUGUUAGUAGGGAAGUUCUUGAGGAAAGGAAAAGAAAAAGAGACCAAAAUAGGAAGACCAAAGAUGGAUUAGCUUGUCCUGUACAGUUAAACAAGCCGAGGAAUAAGAAUUCCAUUGAUGUGACAGAUUGCCAUGCAACGAUGGUGGUGACAUUGAAAGGUGAUAAAUGGAUAGUGACAAAAAUUGAAUUAGAACACAACCAUGUUUUAAGCCCCCCCGGUGAAGCUAAGUUUCUAAGGUCGCACAAGCACAUGACAGAUGAGGAAAAGUUGCUGAUAAGAACUAUGAAUGCAGUGAAGCUUCCUAGCAGAAAAAUAAUGGCAAUCCUAGCUGGUUUCAGAGGUGGCAUCUCUGCACUGCCAUACACAAAAAAGGACAUUAACAACUACAGAACGGCUAUAAGAAAUGAGAGCAACCAAAAUGACAUGAUGAUGGUCAUUGAUUUCUUCAAAAAAAAGCAAAUGGAAGAUCCUCGCUUCUAUUAUGCUUUCCGGAUAGACGAUGAGAAUAAAGUACAAAAUAUAUUUUGGGCAGAUGGGCACUGUAGGAGGUUUUACCACUUGUACGGAGACUGUGUCAGUUUUGACACUACGUACAAGACAAACAAAUAUAAUCUCCCAUUUGCGCCUUUUGUUGGGAUAACAGGUCAUGGUGAUAACUGCCUAUUUGCUUGUGCAAUCCUUCAAAAUGAGACGAUAGAGACUUUCACAUGGCUUUUUGAGGAGUUCUUGCAGUGUAUGAGAGGCAAAAUGCCACUAACAAUCAUCACGGAUCAAGAUGUUGCGAUGAAACAAGCAAUUCCCCGUGUGUUCACACAAACAACUCAUCGAAACUGCCUGUUCCACAUUAAAAAGAAGGCAGAGGAGAAGUGUGCUAGGUGUUUUGCAACCAAACGAACACUGCAUGUUGAGUUUAAUGACAUAAUUAACAGAUCUCAGACAGAGGAAGAGUUUGAAACACUCUGGCAAGCAAUGAUACAGAAGUACAGAUUUGAGAAUGUCAAGUAUUUCCAGCAUAUGUGGGAGAUAAGGAAAAACUUUGUUCCUGUAUAUUUCAAGAAGGAUUUUUUUUCCCUUCAUACAUUCUACAGCCAGGAGUGAGGGCACAAAUGCCAUUUUCAAAGAUAAUGUGGGGGCAACAUAUAGCAUCAUCAGUUUCCUUGGUGAGUAUCAGAGAAUUUCUGAGGACAUAGUAGAAAAAGAAAAAGAGCAAGACUCAAAAACAAGAACUACUAAACCAACUUUGUGGGCAGGUUCUGAAAUUGAGUUACAGGCUGCAAAAUUGUACAAUAGAAGCAUUUUCUACAAAUUUCAAACACAGCUGAAGAUGACACAAAAAAUUCAUGUGGAAGAGGUAGAGAAGAAUGUUAGUUAUGAAGUUUACAAAUCCAAUAUGCUUGCAGAGUUAGAUUUCAGAGAAAGAAAAUUCAUGGUCAUGGUGGAUUGGGCAAAUGAGGACAUAUCUUGCAUUUGUGCUAGGUUCCAAAAAGAUGGGAUAUUGUGCUGCCAUGCCUUAAAGGUCCUUUUGCACCUUAAUGUUUCUGUUCUGCCUGAAAAGUAUUUUAUUGAAAGAUGGAGACCAACAGAAAUUAAAGAUGUACGUGACAUGCGAUGCGGUGUGCCGCUGCAGCUAACAGCAGAAAAUAGCCAUUUCAGAUACAACAUAUUGUCUAAGACGAUGACAGAUUUGGCAGCAGAAGCGUGCACGUUGACAGAAACAUAUAUGUACUUGGUCAACAAGAGCACAAAAAUUCGUCGGAAGCUAUCUGAGAUCAGAAAAGAAGCAGAACAGAAAGAACAACAAAAGCAAUUUGGACAGCCUGAGAUUGAUAACCAACUGCCUGCAGACAAUACAGCACCUGAUGUGUCCCAUGUUGCACAUAACUCUAGCGCUAUAUACAAAGAACCUGAUGUUGCUAAAUCAAAAGGGCGUCCUAAAGUGCAGGGGAGGCAAAAGACGCUUGCCGAAGAAAUUUUCACUAAACAACAGAUUACGUGCAGCCAUUGUGGAGAUCAUGAUCACAACAUAAAAACAUGCAAAAAGUUGGCCAUAGACAAGGAAAAAUUCCAGAAAGGGAAACGAAGCAAUAAAACAAAGCAAGGAAGUGUCCCUACUGCGACUCAGAAUGCUAGAAAGAAGCAAAGGGUUGCUGUUGCGAGUACACGCAAGGCAGGGGCCCCCAAGACGGCUGAAAAAAACAAAGGAAAGAAGCCAAGCACCCCGAAAACGGGCGGAAGUGGUCAUGCUAACACAGAUAUCUCAUCUCCGUUCCCCCAAAGAGAUGUCCAAUCUCCCAGGAUCAGGAAACCAACUCGGAAAGCAAUUGAGAGCAUGCUCCUUACACCAUCUAGGAAACAGAGAAAGCAAGAUGGCUAAAUUCAUGUAUGAGGAUUUUUUUUUUGGGAACAAAAAUAUCAGAACAUAGGCAGACUUCCUUCGAACAUUAA
Messenger RNA from Brachypodium distachyon (stiff brome), 3466 nucleotides. Its product is annotated as protein FAR1-RELATED SEQUENCE 5-like. Gene Ontology annotation, biological process: regulation of DNA-templated transcription. The record is from RefSeq and is a predicted model, not a curated record. The transcript is spliced from 6 exons. Lineage: Eukaryota; Viridiplantae; Streptophyta; Magnoliopsida; Poales; Poaceae. The coding region runs from base 140 to 2119 and encodes 659 amino acids.